Molecule: messenger RNA, 894 nt
Organism: Drosophila rhopaloa
Lineage: Eukaryota; Metazoa; Arthropoda; Insecta; Diptera; Drosophilidae
Exons: 2
Coding region: 88-870 (260 amino acids)
Source: RefSeq, a predicted model, not a curated record
UGUCAUCUGGCUAUAAUCAGAUUGUCAUUACUCCGAUUAAAUUUCCGGAGCAAACACAACCGUAUUCAAAUUUCCAUUUGAAUCGCCAUGAGCACAUGGAAAUUAGAUGAGUGUCGGGCCAUUGGCCUGUUAAAAUUGGAGGAUGAGAGCGAAGUGCUGACCAGCGGUAAUGAGCCCAGCGGCAGGGAGGAGAUGACCGAUGCCUACGAGGAGCUGGAGGAGAUGAAGCAGCGUCUGAUCCUCCUGCGCCACAAGAUCCUAGGAUCCCAGCCGGAGAAGUGCCAGGAUAUGGGCGACCACAAGGACUCGACCGGCAGGACCCGCGAGAGCCUGCAGCUCGAGGAGCUGCGCCGCCAGAAGUGCGUGCUCAAGUGUCGCCUAAAGGAGGCCACCGAACACCUGGAGGACACGAGCAGGGAAAUCGAGGAACUCGAGAACUGGCGCUGCCUGCUCCAAUCGCGUAUCCUCCAGAUGAAACGGAAACUUGCCCAGUUCGAGGAGUUCAAGCCCCGGGUCAUCCACCAAUUCGGGCUGUGCAUCGAGCGUUGGGAGCAACAGAGGAUAAUUAAAAUUGAUUGCGCCACCUAUCGGGAGAAGGUGCACGCCCAGAUUGUCCAUGCGGACAACUCCCGGAAGUGUGUGGUGCCCAUGAACUGCCACAAGCAUAACAGGCAGUACAUCCGUGUCCAGCUGCUCCUGCUGCGCGUCUUCCUCCACAAUCUCCUCGAUGCGAUGGUCAGCGACUUCCAAUACUUCUGCCGCGAGAUGAGCAUCACUUUCACCCGUGGAAUUGUUGACAACCCAUCCCCCAAAAUUGCAGAAACUCCGACCAACUCGAUUGCUUCUUUAGACGUGGAAGAGCGCGAAUAAAUUGGGGUUCCGUUUAGCCAAGUU